Messenger RNA from Elaeis guineensis (African oil palm), 1807 nucleotides. The record is from RefSeq and is a predicted model, not a curated record. Lineage: Eukaryota; Viridiplantae; Streptophyta; Magnoliopsida; Arecales; Arecaceae.
GAUGAAUGUGAUCAUGUUGUGUGGAGUGCACUGUUAGCUGGUCUUUGCCACAAUGGUGACACCAAACAGGGCCUCGAUUUGUAUCUUAAAUUUGUCUCAGAAGGUGCAUGCUUGCUUAGCAAAGUCUGGAUUUGUGGUGGACUCAUUCAUCGGAAGUGCUCUCAUUGACAUGUAUUUUAUCUUUGGAAUGGUCACUGAUGCAUACAGAACUUUCCUUGACACCAUAGACAAGAAUGAGAUGAUAUUCAGUGCAAUGAUUCAUGGUUCCCUCUGCAACUCAGACCACAGAAGUGCUGUAGAAUUUAUAUCUCAGAUGAGGAAGCUAAAACUAGUGCCAGAUUAUUGCACAUUAAACUGCAUGCUCAGAGCCUAUUCUAGUCCAGAAAUGUUGGAAGAAGGCAGGGUAAUUCAUGGCCAAGUGAUAAAAUCCAUAGCAGAAUAUGAUCUAUUUACUGGGAAUACUCUUAUAGAGAUGUAUUCUAAAUGCAGAGCCAUUGAUGAAGCUGUUAAGGUUUUCAUGGUAAUCAACAUGUGCAAUGAGUUCUCGUGGACUGCACUGAUAACCGGAUACAUUGAAUCAGAGAGGUGUGAGGAAGCCUUGGUAAUGUUUCACAGGAUGCACUCUUUGGGGUCCGUCCAACCAAGCGAGUAUACUCUUGUUGCAGUUCUCCGGGCUACUGCAAAACUUCCAGAGUUUUGCAAAGGAAAACAGGUUCAUGGCUACAUUAUAAAACUGGGAUUCCAUUCUCAUGCCUACAUUGAAGCUGCACUCAUAAGCAUGUAUGCAAAGUGUGGUUGCAUGGAUGAAGCAUACCAAAUAUUUUCAAGCAUGUCACAAAGGGAUCCUGUGUCAUGGAGCACCAUGAUGGCAGCGUAUGUCCAGCAUGGGCAUUGCGAAAAAGUGCUGAAGCUCUUCUUGGAACAUCAAGAUGGGUUUAUCACUGUUGAUGAGUUCAUCGUGUCCAGCUGCCUCUCAGCUUGUUCUAGCUUGACAGCAGUGGAGAUGGGCAGAUGUCUCCAUGUCAUUAGUAUCAAAACUGGAUUGGAGUCCAAUUUGCAUGUUGUGGGUGCCAUUGUUGACAUGUAUUGCAGAUGUGGAUUCAUCGAUGAUGGACAGAAAUUUUUUGAUAAGACAAAGGAACGCAAUGUAAAAUCUUAUACAGCACUGAUUUCUGGUUAUGCUCAUCAUGGUCUUGGUCAAGAAGCCCUUCACUUGUUCCAUGAGAUGCUGAGUGCUGGAGUGAAACCUGACGGUGUUACAUACGUUGGGGUUCUUUCAGCAUGUAGCCACUUUGGAUUGGUUAAGGAAGGAUGGCAUUAUUUUGAGUCUAUGUGGCAGGAUCAUAGGUUGGAGAGAACAAUUAACCACUAUGCAUGCAUGGUUGAUCUUCUUGGUAGAGAAGGAAGUGUGAAGGAAGCUGAGGAGUUGAUAAAAAUGGCACCAUUUAAAUCAAAGACCUUGUUGUGGAGAACGCUGCUGGGUGCUUGCAGCAAGCAUGGAAAUAUUGAGGUUGGGAACAGGAUUGCUGAAAAGCUCAUUGAAUUAGAACCGGACGAACAUUCAACUUAUGUAUUGUUAUCAAAUAUUUAUGCAUCAGCCUCCAUGUGGGAUCGUUCAAUUGAGCUGCAAAACAAAAUUAAAGAGGGAGGUAUGAAAAAAUCACCUGGACAUAGUUGGAUAGAAGUGGCAAAACGAUUACCUAGUCAAUUUUUUACCGCCAUGUAGCCAUGUUUGCAAUUCAUGUUGAUAAUAAUUAUUAGCCCAAUUCAAUUUUCUGGGUGUACCUUAAGCCUGUGCUUGAUUACU